This is a messenger RNA of Octopus sinensis (East Asian common octopus), 1177 nucleotides long. RefSeq names its product negative elongation factor A. Gene Ontology annotation, biological process: negative regulation of transcription elongation by RNA polymerase II. Gene Ontology annotation, cellular component: NELF complex. Bases 44 to 1177 code for a protein of 377 amino acids. The record is from RefSeq and is a predicted model, not a curated record. The transcript is spliced from 7 exons. NCBI's taxonomy places the organism in Eukaryota, Metazoa, Mollusca, Cephalopoda, Octopoda, Octopodidae.
AAUCGGAAGUACUGUUUGUAUUUGCUCCCGCGCUUUUUUCACUAUGGCUUCUGGAGACACUGCAUUGUGGCUUCACAACAAAUUGGGUUCGACGGACGAUUUAUGGUCAGGCAAGACUAUCUGCUCCCAACUGUCCCGGGACAAAUUACUGAGCAUCCAGGGAUGUUUCUACACGUUACAGCCUCACGUAAAAGUCAAAGUGAUGUUGUCGUUUCUUCAUUUGCCUCGGAGAAAUGUAGAAGAGUGGCAAAAAGAAAUGGAAGAAAUACUAACAAUAGCAUCAGGUGACAGUGACCACUGGGUUUCGACUGUUGCAGAAAUUCUACAGACAUUCCCAGAGACAGGUGCCCUCAAACUUGAUCUGGAGAACAACAGCGCAUUUGCUGAAAUUCUUGCAGACUUGAAGAAAGUCGUACGGAAGAAUGUCGAUAACCGAAUGUUGCCGAUAGAAUGUCAGUUCCUGAACAAGACAGCUCUGCUUUCUGUGGCCGGCCAAUUACCUCAACCUGUGAAACAUUUUGCCCUGAAACGAAAACCCAAGUCUGCUACCUUAAGGGCAGAGUUGCUGCAGAAAUCCACUGAAGUUGCCAACAACCGUAAAAAUAAUGUGAAUAAUACAGUUCCUGUCAAAGUGAGGAAUUUUUCCAAAAAACUCGAUGAUCCAACAUUUGCAAAGACCACACCAACCAAUAACCGAAGUCCUUCCUCAGCCAAUCCCCUGACAGUUGCGGGAACCCCUGGCACUCCUUCCACGCCGACUUCUACAACAGCAUCAACAAGCAACUGCUUCCUCUCUGCUAGCACUGGUCUCAGUCGGAGCAGCAGCCUCACUCCUCGUGCCACUGCCUCGACGGGAAGUCUACGAGGCAAAGAAGGUGGCAUCAAGCUUAUAGAAAUUGCCGAACAACCUGUUGGGGCAAAAGAAGCGAAACGACGGAAGAAGAUUGCCGAUCAAGAGGCUAUUGGUCAACAGAAGAAAGAAAAGGAAACAGCAACAGCAGCGACAUCUACUGUGGAAACCACAACGUCUUACACACCAGAUUACGCUGUUGGUUUGGUCACACCUGCUCUAGCGGUGAGUUUUGUUUUAACAAAUAUCAUUGAUGGUAGCUGCAUUGCCAAUGCGAAAAAAAAGAAUUAUUCUAUUUGCUUUUAUGAAGAAAUUUUACUUCUAUAA